Messenger RNA from Hirsutella rhossiliensis, 1335 nucleotides. Its product is annotated as chorismate binding enzyme domain-containing protein. Bases 1 to 1335 code for a protein of 444 amino acids. The transcript has a single exon. NCBI's taxonomy places the organism in Eukaryota, Fungi, Ascomycota, Sordariomycetes, Hypocreales, Ophiocordycipitaceae. The record is from RefSeq and is a predicted model, not a curated record. Gene Ontology annotation, molecular function: oxo-acid-lyase activity; isochorismate synthase activity. Gene Ontology annotation, biological process: L-tryptophan biosynthetic process.
AUGGUCCGAUUUCACAAGUCGAUAGCUCUUCCUGGCUCGGCAGACCCAUUAGAAGCCACCGUCGCGUUGCUAAACAGCUACCGAGACGACGACUACUACGCAUACGAGCACGGCGAUACCUGGUAUAUAGGCUUGCGGAGUCAUGCUUCCCUGGUCGUUGACCCGGACGGCAGGGCAGUGACUCGGUUCGACCAGCACGGGGGGCAGCAGACUUAUCCAGCCAAUGAACCGCUGGGCGAUAUUGCGAGAGCCUUUGCCGCCGAACACUCAACCCGCGGCAAGAUGUUUGGCCAGGUCGGAUUCAAUUACUCGGCUCACAUCUCUGGCCAGGCAUACAUUCCCGGCCGGUGGCCUAUGCUGAGUCUGAUGACACCUUGUAUCCACGCCGCCAUUUCUCGCAGCAGAGUCACCGUCACAGGUGAUGUAGAAGACGAGGCUCGGGCGGUAUUUGAUCUCAUCGGUGCCCACCUGAUCCAAGUCGCCACCAGCCCGGCCCCGUCCUGGUGGUAUCCGGCCAUUAAUCUCCAGGCCGACUCGGAAGACUACAAGGCCCGGGUGACGAGGGCAAUAGCCGACAUCCAAGACGGCAAAUACACAAAGGCCAUAGCGUCCCGCAUAAUACGCCUCCCGAGCAGGGUGGACAUGCUCGCUACCCUCCUCCGUGGUCGCCGGGCAAACACCCCGGCGCGCGCCUUUACACUCAGCCACCGGGGAGUCCAAGCAACGGGCUUCAGCCCCGAGAUUGUGCUUUCGAUAGACAACCAGACUGCCUACACAGAUGCCCUGGCCGGCACCUGGCUAUCCGAUGGAGCAGACGUUGCAACCAUCAGCAAAAAGCUGCUCAAUGACCCCAAGGAAGUCAUGGAACAUGCUAUUGCGGUGCAAGGAUCAAUCAGAAGGCUACGACGUCUAUGUUUGCCAGAGAGCAUCGCCGUUAGGGACUUUAUGACGACUAUACCCCGCGGCAACGUGCAUCAUAUAUUCUCUCGCAUCACCGGGCAACUAUCACUCUGCAAAACCGGCUGGGACUCUAUCCGUUCCAACAUCACGGUACCGGGUCUCCCGACGCAGGCAAACAUGGAUGCCAUUCGAUCAUUUGAGCCGUAUCCUAGAGAUCUCUAUUGCGGGGUUGUGCUUAUGCUGGACGGCGCCGAGUUUUUCGAAGCGACACUUGUCCUCCGCACCGUAUUUCAGGAUCAAAAUCGUCGGUGGCUGCAGGCUGGGGCUGGGAUUACGGCCUUGUCUGAUCCCGAGCGUGAGUUUAUGGAAACGUGCGAGAAACUCGGCAGUAUUGCUCCCUAUGUGGUGGCAGAGGGUGUGAAGCAGCAAGAAUAG